GUGACAACGCCAAUCUCGACAAUGUGAAGGAAAUCAUCAAGGAUAUGCAACGUCGCGCUGGUCUACCGCUCGAGGUAUCGACCCAUGGCCGGUUUUCCCAGAUCGAGCUGCACGAGGAGGUCAUCAUACCCUUCUUGAUCGCACUUCUCGUCUUGGCCUUCUCACUCUGGCAGGUCCCUCUCCAGGCCGCUCGAUCUACAGAUGAUCGUCACCUUGCCUGUCUGAUUCCAAUCUUCAUGGUCCUAGGCGGCUCUCUCGUCCACAAAGCACUCGCCAUUACUACCGCAUCUCCUCGUCAGGACUCUCCGCACUUCGGUUGUGGAUGGCUAGCCUACUCCUUUUCCACGCUCUUGCCGGCUAUUUCUGGCACACACGAACUUCUCCCCAUGCCAGAUAUGCAUUGCAAGGUCUUAAACUUAAAGUCGGGCUAUGCUCUCGACAACAACUCCUGGCUCCUCUCCCGGGUUCUGCGCGACUUAGAAUCAUUGAGUGUCCGCCGGACCUCAAAUGAGGGUAUCUCGAUUGAGAUUCUCGACCUUGUGGCGCCCAUAAAGCCGCUCUCCUGGUACGCCACGGUCUGCGCGAACACUGCGAGCAUGGUGAUCAUGUUUUCGCAGCUCGCAAUCGCAAUUUUCACCAUCUAUGCUCGUCGGGACACCUCAGUUUUCCUCCUGUUCUCGCUUUGCGUCAUGCUCAUGCAGACAGUUGUCAGUCUUCCAGCAUGGCGCGAGCAGAAGUUCUGCGCCAGAAAGGACGGCAGCAAAGACGCAGCAUGUGCGCUGAUGCGGGGUAACGGACAUCGAUAUGUGUCCAUCAUCCGCAAUGCAGACCCAGAUGCGUGGAACAUUGAGGAUCUUGCUGGCGCAUGCCAGACGCAUUACGAUUACUCCCGCACCCUCGAAGGGCCUAUCUUGAUCCUCACUUUCCUCGUGUUUCUCGCAUUCACCUGCCUGUCUACGUACCUCGACAACACAAAUGUUGUGUAUAUGCUCCUUAUACUCGCUCUUGGAACUGUCGGCAACGUUGUCACUGUCGCAUUACCUCGUGAAUCGUGGGCACACGGUCUGAACCUCGAAUCUGUGGGCGUCAUCUCGGAUGAUCGAGGGGUCAUGAAGGCACUCCAGAGGUUGGAGGAGGGCUACGAAGGUCUGGGUGAACCGCUGGUUAAUGAAUUCUUUCCUGGUGGGUUGAGGCUGAAUGAGGAACUUUGGUGGGCGGAUAUCAAGGGGAAGAGGAUGGAGAGGAAGGCGCAUGAGGAGGAGGGCAUGGGGAGCAUGCACAGAAAGGUGGGGACAGAGAAAGGGAGAAAUGAUGGGAUGGACGAUUGGCUGUUCAUGCCGGUGAACGUACCUGACAUUCAGGACAUUGAGAUGUAGAUAUGAAUGGCCUAGCGCAAACGAUGU
Dothidotthia symphoricarpi CBS 119687 is the source of this 1403-nucleotide messenger RNA. RefSeq lists its product as uncharacterized. The transcript has a single exon. NCBI's taxonomy places the organism in Eukaryota, Fungi, Ascomycota, Dothideomycetes, Pleosporales, Dothidotthiaceae. The coding region runs from base 45 to 1376 and encodes 443 amino acids. The record is from RefSeq and is a predicted model, not a curated record.